GUGCCCGUGCAGCUGAAGGGGUGGGACACGGCGCAGCCGAAGGUCCUGGUCGCCGAGCAGGCGCCCGUGGUCUCGCCUUCGGACGUGCCCACGGCACAGCGCUCCUCCUACGCGAUGCUGGAGGCCACCCCGAGCGCCGCGGCGGGCCAGUCCGCCACCUUCGGCGACAUCCCGGUGCCAGUCGCGGCCACCGAGGCGGUGGAGCCCGUGGCGCCCGCCGUGGAGUCCUUGGGGGCACCGGCCGCUGAUAGCACGGACCCCGCCAAGAAGAGCAAGAAAUCCAAGAAGGACAAGAAGACGAAAGACGGGAAAGUCAAGGCCAAGGGGAAGUCGAAGAAGGCCUUCUGCUGCUGA
Molecule: messenger RNA, 354 nt
Organism: Prorocentrum cordatum
Lineage: Eukaryota; Dinophyceae; Prorocentrales; Prorocentraceae
Source: the annotation of a GenBank genome assembly